Molecule: messenger RNA, 1428 nt
Organism: Blepharisma stoltei
Lineage: Eukaryota; Ciliophora; Heterotrichea; Heterotrichida; Blepharismidae
Source: the annotation of a GenBank genome assembly
AUGUCAGGCUGUUUAGGUAGACAACCUAAAAGAAAGAGACUUAAAGUAUUCGAGUCCUUGACAGACGCGCGCGACGACAAAGUUGCAGUGACUCGAAUGCUUGAAGUCUCCAAUUCGCCAUGCAUUGCUACUUUACUUGCCCAUUGCCGAACACUUGGGGAAAUUCAACUUUUUGACUCAUCGAGGGCUUUCUUAGGAAUUUUUAGGAUUGCUUAUUACGACAUCCGUGACGCUGAGCGGGCUAAAACUGAAUUAGAAACACUAUACGACGUUUUAUACGUUUCCCCAGGUUCUGAUUCCAAAUUUUCCGACUAUAUAAUAGUCCCUCAAGCGAAUUUUAAUUACCAAGCGCAUCUCAGGUAUGGAGAAAUAAUGAGCACAGAGCUGAUUGGCUCCUAUAUAAUUGUUCGAUAUUUUGACGUGCGAGCUUCUAAACGAACUUAUUCAGAGCCCUACGAAUUCGAAGAAGACGAGUUCUACGAAAACGAGUUCCACGACAGCCCAUUAUUAUCUUCACAGCUUGAUUUAAGCAUAAGCUCAGAAUCGACCUCGCCAAGCCCUUACUUUUUCUUUGGUUCUGAAGGCUCAAAUCAAGACAGUCCUUAUGAUGAGAGAAAAAAGCCACGCAAAAAGCCGCUUGAUGAAGAAGAAAAAAUAUUUUUUAUAAUUAGGCUAGAUACAAUUUUGUCAGGAGAAGAAAAGAGGACGACGAUCAUGAUUAAAAACAUCCCAAAUAAAUAUACUCACUCCCCCCCCCUCCGUGAGUGAACAAAAAAAAUUUUGUUCACUCACAGAGGGGGUUAAAUUUUUUUUUUUUAAAAAAUUUAUAUAUAAAUUUUAUAAAAAAUAUUUUUUUUCAAAAUUUAAAAAAAUCCUAAAUUCGCAAAAAUUGGAAAGCAAAUAUUAAUUUAAUUUAUAAAAUUUAUGUUUUAAAAAGCAAUUCGUUCAAAAUUAAUAGAAUUAGCUCUAGAUUUCAUUAUACUAAUUAUCAUUUAUAUAUCAAAAUUUUUUUCCAUAAAAAAUUUUUGUUCACUGACGGAGGGUGGGUUUUUGGGCAAAAAAUAGCGAUUUUUCUAAUGGUUUUGUUCACUCACGGAGGGGGGGAGUCAGCAGAUGCUGCUGGAUAGCAUAGACAAGCAUUUUGCAAAGACUUAUGAUUUUUUUUAUUUGCCAAUUGACUUCAAAAAUAAAUGCAAUGUAGGCUAUGCGUUUAUCAAUUUCCUGGACCCGUAUACCAUUAUUGAGUUUUAUAAGGAGUAUAAUGGGAAGCGCUGGGAAAGGUUCAACAGUGAAAAAAUCUGUGCUCUUGCCUAUGCACGAAUCCAAGGAAGGCAAGGGCUAAUCCAGCAUUUUCAGUGCUCAUCUGUGAUGAAUCAGGACGACAUCAAGGUAAAGCCUCUUAUUCUCCAAAUUAAUCCUCAAUUUUAA